Molecule: messenger RNA, 2182 nt
Organism: Ananas comosus (pineapple)
Lineage: Eukaryota; Viridiplantae; Streptophyta; Magnoliopsida; Poales; Bromeliaceae
Product: AP-4 complex subunit mu
Exons: 13
Coding region: 105-1460 (451 amino acids)
Biological process (GO): Golgi to lysosome transport; protein targeting
Cellular component (GO): cytoplasmic vesicle; clathrin adaptor complex; trans-Golgi network
Source: RefSeq, a predicted model, not a curated record
UCUCUCUCUCUCUCUCUCUUCCCCCUAUCUCUCUCUCUCCUUCUCCCCCCUUCACGCCUCUCUCUCUCUCUCUCUCUGUGAAUCGGAAAAAGGAGGCAAAGGCGAUGAUCUCGCAGUUCUUCGUGCUCUCUCAGAGGGGGGACAACAUCGUAUUCCGAGAUUAUCGUGGUGAAGUACCGAAGGGAAGUGCAGAGAUAUUCUUUCGUAAAGUGAAGUUCUGGAAGGAGGACGAAGCAGAGGAGGCGCCGCCUGUCUUUAAUGUGGAUGGUGUGAAUUAUAUCCAUGUGAAGGUGGCUGGACUGUUAUUCGUAGCAACCACGAGAGUUAAUGUUUCCCCAUCACUUGUUUUGGAGCUUUUACAAAGGAUUGCACGUGUGAUCAAAGAUUACCUUGGGGUUCUCAACGAAGAGUCGUUGCGCAAAAAUUUUGUACUAGUUUAUGAAUUGCUUGAUGAAGUCAUUGACUUUGGAUAUCCUCAGACAACAUCUACUGAGGUUCUGAAAUCAUAUAUAUUUAAUGAACCGAUUAUGGUCGAUGCUGCACGCUUGCCACCUCUCGGUCCUGCUGCUAUGUUUAUGCAAGGAGCUAAAAGGAUGCCAGGUACAGCUGUUACAAAAUCUGUUGUAGCCAAUGAACCUGGUGGUAGGAAGAGGGAGGAAAUAUUUGUUGAUAUCAUUGAAAAAAUUAGUGUGACAUUCAGCUCCAGCGGCUAUAUACUCACAUCAGAGAUUGAUGGAACCAUUCAAAUGAAAAGUUACCUCACUGGAAAUCCAGAAAUCCGCCUUGCUCUUAAUGAGGACUUAAGCAUUGGAAGAAACGGAUCUUCAAUUUAUGAUUAUCACAGUUCUUCUGGAGGAGGAACUGUAGUUCUUGAUGAUUGCAAUUUCCACGAGUCCGUGCACCUUGACAGUUUUGACAUUGACAGAACCUUGACAUUAAUUCCUCCUGAUGGAGAGUUUGCUGUAAUGAACUACCGAAUGACUCAGGAGUUCAAGCCUCCUUUCCGUAUUAAUGCGUUGAUUGAAGAAGCAGGGCCGCUUAAGGCUGAAGUUCUUCUGAAAAUACGCGCUGACUUUUCUCCAAGUGUCACUGCGAACACAAUUACAGUGCAAAUGCCAGUGCCAUCUUAUACUGCAAGGGCUAGUUUCGAGUUAGAAGCUGGGGCAGUUGGGCAGACAACUGAUUUCAAAGAGGGUUCUAAGAGAUUAGAAUGGUGCUUAAAGAAGAUUGUCGGUGGGGCGGAGCAUACCCUUCGUGCAAAGCUAACAUUUUCCCAAGAAUCACAUGGUAAUACCACGAAAGAAGCUGGACCAGUGAACAUGAAUUUCACUAUUCCAAUGUACAAUGCCUCACGGCUUCAGGUGAGAUAUUUGCAGAUUGCAAAGAAAUCCAAGACAUACAAUCCGUAUCGGUGGGUGAGAUACGUCACACAAGCAAACUCCUAUGUAGCACGCCUAUGAGGAAACCGUUCGAAUCGAGGAGGCAUUUUGAUCUUGCUGGUUGUAUGAAUUGCAGCUCCUGUAUUUCCGGACCAUCAGCAAGCACAUACCAGAUUGGUUCUGUUUUUUCUUCUUUAGCAUAUACAACCCUGCGUAUAUGCAAGAUUGCACAAAUUCCCUUGCAAAAAGUUGGCAUUUGUAGGCGCACCCUGAAAACCACUGUCAUUUACAUCCAAUCAGCUGCUAAAGAACCAAAGUUAUUGCAUAGAUACCGGCGGCAGUGAGCGGCGCAUUUGCAAAUGAAUAAGAUUUUCAGGGUAGCUGUGCAAAUACCAAUUUACUAGGGUAUUUGUUUCAUUUAUCAUAUGGGCAAGGUAAUAUAUGCAGAAAUCUGAAAUCAAAUUUACAGCUAUGACGAGCUAUCUAUAAUCUAUCUGCCGGGCGUUACGUUUCCAUUCAUCUUUAUGGAACAUAUAAUAACCUCUCUCGUGGUAGGUAUCUUUUUCUUUUUCAUGUUUUUUCUUUGAGACAUCUCAUCAGUGAAUUGGCUCCUUGCAAAAACUGAUUUGUACCUAUGGAGAGGAGUGAGCUGUGUAUGUGUGCGUAGGGAAAUUUGAGUUCUUUUUUUAUGGCCCUUAUUUGUGCCUUUUUUGUUUCUAUGGCUUGUGCUUGUACUGUUUUUGGUUCUUUCCUUCGCUAGUACCUGAUAAUUUGCUGUUUAUUGGAACCUGACAAUUGCUGUU